This is a messenger RNA of Oryza sativa Japonica Group (Japanese rice), 1716 nucleotides long. The record is from RefSeq and is a predicted model, not a curated record. NCBI's taxonomy places the organism in Eukaryota, Viridiplantae, Streptophyta, Magnoliopsida, Poales, Poaceae.
UCUCAUCCCAUCUCUCCCCCGUCUUCUCGAACUCUCCAUCUCGGGAUCUCGCCCACCCACCACUCCACCCCCUCUCCUCUCCGUGCGCCGCCGCAGAAUUCCUCGCCGCCGCCGCCGCCGCCGCCGCCGUGAGGUCCAUCGAGAUCGCGACCGGAGCAGGUGCAGGUUGCGAUGGCCCGCGUGUACGUCGGAAACCUGGAUCCCCGCGUGACGGCGCGGGAGCUCGAGGACGAGUUCCGCGUCUUUGGAGUUCUUCGGAGUGUAUGGGUCGCAAGAAAGCCACCAGGUUUUGCAUUCAUUGAUUUUGAUGACAGGAGGGAUGCUCAGGAUGCAAUUCGUGAUAUAGAUGGCAAGAAUGGAUGGAGAGUUGAGCUGUCUCGUAAUGCAAGCAGUGGUCGUGGUGGCCGUGAUCGAUAUGGUAGCUCUGAGAGCAAGUGUUAUGAAUGUGGUGAGACUGGGCACUUUGCUCGUGAAUGCCGUUUGAGGAUUGGUUCCGGGGGUCUAGGCAGUGGAAGGCGUCGUAGCAGGAGCCGCAGCCGCAGCCGAAGUCCCAGGUACCGCAGGAGUCCAAGCUAUGGCAGAAGAAGUUACAGCCCUGCAGGGCGCUCUCCAAGGCGUCGUAGUGUGUCACCGGCUCGUGCACGCAGCUAUAGCAGGUCACCACAAUACAACCGUGGCCGUGAUGAAUCUCCUGCCUAUGAUAACGGAUAUCGCCGCAGCAGAAGUUAGAGCUGAACCUGAUGUCUAAAGACUGCUGUUACAAAUGUUACUUUGUGGGUUGUCAGCUAUGAACAAUGCCCUACUCCAAAUAUCAUCAUCAACUCUGGACUUUGAUUAAGGUUCUCAUAACUUAUCUACCUUAUUAUGCUUUGUGUUUGAAGUUAUAUUACUCGAGAAACUUAUGAUUGGAUGUGUAUUCAACUAAGUUCAACUGUCUUUCUGUGUGUCAAUAAGGCAUCGGCCUGCACUGCUUAAACGACUCGGCCGACUACGGCUACCAGUUAUAUCUUCGUGGUUGUGUUCUUCGCUCUUCAUUCUACGCGCGCCCUCGCCUGCUUCAUGCAAACGUCAUACAGCCCCAUUAGUUGCUGCCUACAACACCUCUUCGUGAUCCAUAUACUUCGUUGAAGAUGCUGCUCAUCAGAAAACAGUAAUCGCCUUCUUUUAUCGUAAUAAAAAUUUGGUCAUAUUGUCUUCGGAACAACAGUAAGUGCAGCAUCUGGAAGUAUUGGUGAAACAAAGUUCUUCGUAGGCAUAGACUCCAGAAAAUGAAUCUGCAAUCCGAGGAGCUGCAGUAUUCAGUUGGAUGAUUUACACCCCUGCCCAGUCCGUCACGCCUUGUGGCAGGUAAAUGAGGUCACCAGAGGAGUGCUUUUUGACAAGGCCGAUUUCAGCUCAGCAAGCACUGUAUCUGUGCAAGCCUGCUUAAGAUUUUGUUGGAUGCAGCCAGAGGUUUUGCUCUCCAUGAUCUUCCUUCUGCACUCGCUCAGCCUGCCUCAGCCUACCCUGCGUGCUGCCGUCUAGCCAAGAGCCUUCGCCACCACUGCUUCCCCGACGUCGCCUUCGUUUCCAUUGCUUCCCCGACGUUUGAUUUCAUUUGCUUAGCAUUUGUUCGUCAAAUUAAUGUGGUGAAUGGUUAUUUCUUAGGGAUCUACGGGUGAAAAAUGCCAGAUGUUAUUCUAUUUCGUCGUCGAAAUGUGAUCAUUAUUCAUAUCA